This is a messenger RNA of Colletotrichum higginsianum IMI 349063, 687 nucleotides long. RefSeq lists its product as uncharacterized. The coding region runs from base 1 to 687 and encodes 228 amino acids. The transcript is spliced from 2 exons. The record is from RefSeq and is a predicted model, not a curated record. Lineage: Eukaryota; Fungi; Ascomycota; Sordariomycetes; Glomerellales; Glomerellaceae.
AUGACCGUCACUGAGCUUGGCUGUUGUGGUGUCAAGCCCGGCCUGAAGAUUCUGGAUGAAGAUACACCAGAGGGCCAGAUUUAUGUUGGAGUCUACAAGAUGAUCAUCUCUUCCCCAGGAGCCCCUCACCGGAUCUACCUGAGUAUCGACCUAGACGAACCGUCCAAAGUGUAUGGACUCUUUGACUGGGAUUCCGUCGAGCACCAUGAGCGUUUCGCCAAAGAAUUUGGCAAAGACUUUCAGCCGGACCUGAUCAAAGUCUUGACCCACGGCGAGUACAUCAAGCACAUUGCCGCCACACCAUCCCUUCCAGAGGCUUUGACGUCUUCCGUGACCGAUGUUUUCCUCGCCUACUACCCCUCCGACAUCUCCGAGGCCGAAAAAGACAAGGCCACGGCGGAUUUCAGGGAGAUUCUCGACGAGCGCUUUCGUCAACAUCCCGAUAUCACAGCUUUCAGCUACGGGUGGGGAAUGCAAAACGACUUCCCUGUGUACGGAAAGGAUGGGGGGAAGGUCGGGUCAGCUUUCUCGGCGUUUGUUGGGUGGUCUACCACUGAGGCCAAUGCCAAGUUCCGCGAGUCGGGUGCUCACGAUGCGAUCCAACAGUCGAUUCGGGCCUUGGAUGGGGUCGUGGAGCUGAAGGCUCUCCGUCUCGCUUGUAAGUUCCUCGAGAAGACAGAAGAGUGA